This is a messenger RNA of Porites lobata, 4132 nucleotides long. Lineage: Eukaryota; Metazoa; Cnidaria; Anthozoa; Scleractinia; Poritidae. The record is from the annotation of a GenBank genome assembly.
GUUUGUUUGGCCAUUACUACAAACUCUCGCCUACGCCGAGCCUCAAACUACCUUUUAUUUAGUUUAGCGAUCGCUGAUCUGAUCGUCACUUUGGGAUGCGAGCCACUACUUUUGGAAGUAAUAAUCAAGAGGACGUUCUUCCAUGAGUGCACCGAGAGACUGCAGCGUACGUACUCUCUUUUAUCCCAAAUUUCGUGCAGCACUUCAGUGUUACAUAUGGUUGCAAUCAGUCUUGAUCGUUUCGUUGCCGUUGUGUUUCCGUUGCGGUACAAAGAAUUCAUCAAGAAUUGCGGACUUAAAGUUAUGCUUAUAGUAUCCUGGUCAUUGCCGAUUCUUUUGACUGUUUUGAGGUCUAUCGUUCCACCGGCAUCCUAUCCUGGCCAUUUUAUCGGACUGGGAACCUUUGCCUUGAGCUAUUUCUUUAUUUUCUUUUUCUACUUUCUAAUUGUGGUAUUUUUGAUCCACCACAGAAGGACAAGAAAGCAGCUAGGUGCCCGAACACUUUCUGUGAAAGUGACUUCCAGCAGGGAGGUCCGUGUUGCUUGCACAUUGGCCAUCGCAAUCGGCAUUUUCACGGCUUGUUGGGUUCCUCUGAUGACUGUAUUCUUUGCCACUGGAAAACUACUUAUAAAUCGAAACGGCUCUCUACUCAUGUGGCUCCGAACCCUAGCUCUGUCCAACUCAGCCAUGAACUUUCUGAUCUACUCUGCUAAAAUCAGGGACUUCAAAAAGGCAUACGUUGAUAUUUUUCGAAAGAUGCUCCACCUGUAAAGGUCUCGACGUUUACUACGGUUUCAAGAACUCAGAAAGUUUUAGGAAGCUGAACUUGUGAGCAGUCCUACUCAUUAUGAAAAGGGUAUUUUAGUGUUUCAGAAACGUGAAGUCUCGGUACUUCCUCUCUGAUACUAUCUAUCAUGUUUAAGGGAGAGGCUGGUCUCACAAUUACGUCAGCAGUUCAAGAAACUGUACUCUGGUAAUGAACCGACGUCAAGCAGGGGCACCGGACGAACUAUCCUUUGCCGAAGUGUAAAAUAUUUGCUUAAUGGAGUAAAUAAAUAAUUGUCUGAAAAGUUUCAAAGGAAGAAAUUAAAGGAAGACACAAACUUUUCUAGCACCUCAGUCACACCAAAGCAUAAACAUGUUUAAAAGCUGUUUACUUAAAUACGGUUUAAAAUUGUUUCCUUCAUGCAUUGUAAAAGAAGGAGCUGCUUACUAACUUAAGUUAAUUGAAAAUGUAGUGCAAGUUACAAAACAUGGCGAAUUCUAUGUGAAUCCUGUGUAAAAAGUCUUUUUUCCAGUUUUCCACCUCAUGUUUUUUCUUUCCUUUUUUUUUCUUUUUUGUUUUAAUCUGGUUUAAUUAAAAAGGUUUAGUUAUUGUGAAUAGGGCAUAGGUGUUUGUUCCAUUUCCUAGCUUUUUCGGAGCUGUACUACUUUGCAUGGACUUCCCUACAAUUUUCUGAAAUGGUGAUUUUCACGUUUUAAUCACCAGGUUUGGCUAAUAUCGUGAGAAAGGAUCGGACCCCUAGUAGCAUCUACGAAUUUCGGAAAGGAUAGGGGAAGCCCUCGAAGGGGAUUACCUUAGGAAAGUUAGAGUAGGGGUGUGCCGCUGAGGCCUUCACACCCUGAGCCUGUUCAUUAAUUUGCUACCGUGUCCUUAUCCUAUGACCCUGAUUCGUUUCGUUCUGCACAGAGAGUUAUUAAUAAGUAAUUUCCAGAAUUUUUCAAACUAACCUCAUGGAUUUGGAUUUUUUGAGAAAAAACUGUUGGUUCCACAAAUGUAGACCGAUUCUCGCCAAUCUUCCAACUCUUUGAGAGGAUCCCGGUCCAAGAGGACACCCUAAUCGAGGCGCCAAGUUGGUAAAUGUUAUAUAUACUCCGUUUAAGACGCAAGACCCUAAUAAAAGAAGGCUGUGCCUAAUAUAUUAUAUUCCCAUCGCUGAUCACUAAUGGAAUUGAAUUAAUGAAGGCAGGAGCUGGAUCUUAUAUAGUAGUUCAUGGGUUUUUAUGUUCUUAACAAUCAUGGCCUAAGCUUCCGAAGCUGAACGCCCGACUGACCGUAGCCUGUGUGCAUGAAAGUAAAUAUUCAACGCCUGUAAAUUGCGGGCUGGACAAGCUGUUCGUGUUUCAUUGAUUUGAAUCUGUCUUUUGUCUCGUAGAUAUAUUAUUAAAAAUAAAUGAUUUAGCUGUGUGUCUGUGUCUUUCUUUGGUCGCUUUAGAAGGGAUUUGGUCGCCACACCGGGGGUGGUCUCUUCGUUUGAUUUUAAAAACUACAGUUAGUUUCAAACGCUUUAAGCACGACUGAAACAGGAAUGUAGGUAUCUAAUUUGAAGUAAUAAUCAUAAACUCUACCUGUGAGCAGACGAGAGAAGGUAGAGAGAAAUGAUUCCUCUUCUUAGCAAAGGAAGUCUCCAGCUUCUUAGUAUAGCGAAGUGUCUAGCUACAAUUGGCAAAGAAAACAUUUUAGGCACCUUGACCUCAACAUCAUUUCUCACUAUUUCCCGACACAACUCUUCAAUUUCCAAAGAUCAUCCUCUCUUGCAAUCGCUAAGUGCAAAGCCCACCUCCCGUCUCCCCCUUCUCCCUAAAAAAUAAUUGGUGUAGUAUCCAAGCUACCCUUAGGAAAGAACAACCAAAUAUUAAGCUAUCAUUUUGACGCUUGGAAUUCCGCGUAAGCAGGCCAGUUUGGAUUUUUCCUUCUUCACCUGAUCGCUUCUUUUCCAGAAUAAAAUCGAAAUGCAGAAAAUAAGUUUCAUAACGCCUAAGAAGGCGGGGUAAACAAAUUUCUUUAUAUCCUACUUCUACUCAUAAGUGUGUUGGACGAAAAGGGAGUCUUAAUCCUGAUUUUACGCCAGUCAGUCCAGUCGGCCAACCGUCCCGGCACGAUGUUCGAUGUGUACUGUGUGUGUGAACUACCUGUUUCAGUUUUGUGCCGUUGCUAUUCAUAUCAUACCAGAAAGCUAUCAGGUAUAGUGUGAAAACAGCCUAAAUAUGUUCUCAUAUUUGCAAAAUUGCCGCUUUGUAAAGGUGAACAUCACUUGCAGCUCAGUGUAAUGAUGUAACUCUUGCUAGUAAUUUGAUUUUGACCAGAGCAGGGAUAGCGAAAAAGUCAUGUAUCGAUUCUAUUUAGCUUUAACUUUUAAAAAUUACAAAAACAGUACAUGAUCUUAAUUAAAACGAUGGGAUGUCAUCAACAACAACAACAAGAACAACAAGUAAAGUAAUUAUAUUGAGGAUGACAAUGAGAGCCUGUUAGUUAGUAUAUUCGACGUUUAAUUUGCGUAUUCGGAUUGGCCAUGGUCUCAGUUACUCAGGUAUUCUAUUUUCUAAAAACAUGCACGACAGAUUUGCAUUGAUCACUGAAAGAUCUGAAAGAUAUAUUACCAGCAGAUUCAAUAUUUACAGGUAUGGCUGUCAAUCUGACUUAUCUGAUUGUUGUCGCAGUAUAUCUAUAUCUGUCUUCAAUAUGGCUCACGUCUGUACUGGACUAAAAUAGGUUCUUUUGCGUCAAAAUAAGUCUGAUAACGUCUGAAAUGGACGGGUACAUAUUAUUUAUUUCUUACUUCCAACUUCAUCUAUUCACAUGUUCUGAUGCCUUGGAGAAAAAGGUGGAACUUAAUUCUGAUUUUACGCCGUACAGUACAUCAGUCUAGACGACAGCAUGAAUGAAUCAUCGAAGAACGUGAACAGUUGUUUUCUUCCCAUGGCUCCUGGUAUUGCGCUGAUCACAAUCAACGCUAUCGUCUGCGUUUUGGGAUCACUUGGAAACUUGCUUGUUUGUUUGGCCAUUGCUACAAAUUCUCGCCUACGCCGAGCCUCCAACUACCUUCUAUUCAGCUUAGCGAUCGCUGAUCUAAUCGUCACUUUGAUAUGCGAGCCACUGUUUAUCGAAGUCAUCAUCGAGAGAACAUUCUUGUACGAUUGCACAGCGAGCCUAGACACUGCGUUCUUCAUUUUAGGCUAUCUUUCAUGUGCCACCUCAGUCUUGCGUAUGGUAGCCAUCAGUCUUGAUCGAUUUGUUGCCGUUGCGUUACCACUGAGACACAAAAACUUCAUGGAGAAGUGCGGACUUAAGGUUAUGCUUAUAGCAUCCUGGUCAAUUCCGAUUUUUAAGGUGAUUAUUCUUCUCGUUUUA